Molecule: messenger RNA, 3939 nt
Organism: Rhinolophus ferrumequinum (greater horseshoe bat)
Lineage: Eukaryota; Metazoa; Chordata; Mammalia; Chiroptera; Rhinolophidae
Gene: DRD2
Product: dopamine receptor D2
Exons: 8
Coding region: 228-1559 (443 amino acids)
Biological process (GO): adenylate cyclase-activating adrenergic receptor signaling pathway; adenylate cyclase-inhibiting dopamine receptor signaling pathway
Cellular component (GO): glutamatergic synapse; presynaptic membrane
Molecular function (GO): dopamine neurotransmitter receptor activity, coupled via Gi/Go; G protein-coupled receptor activity
Source: RefSeq, a predicted model, not a curated record
CCCGCGGGCGGGCGGCGGCCGAGCGGCUGCCCGCCGGAGCGCUGAACGGCGCGGCGGGGCCGGGAGCCGGGGACCCGCCUAGGAGAGCGGCGGCCCUGACGGCUGCCGGAGGGGCGGCCGCGCGUGGAUGCGGCGAGAGCCGGAAGCCUCGAGCAGCCGGCGCCGUCUCUGCCCCCCGGCGCCCUAUGGCUUGAAGAGCCUGGCCACCCAGUGGCCCCACUGCCCCAAUGGAUCCACUGAACCUGACCUGGUAUGAUGACAACCUGGAGAGCCAGAACUGGAGCCGGCCCUUCAAUGGGUCCGAAGGAAAGGCCGACAAGCCCCACUACAACUACUAUGCCAUGCUGCUUACCUUGCUCAUCUUCAUCAUCGUCUUUGGCAACGUGCUGGUGUGUAUGGCCGUGUCCCGUGAGAAGGCGCUGCAGACCACCACCAACUACCUGAUCGUCAGCCUCGCCGUGGCUGACCUCCUCGUAGCCACGCUCGUCAUGCCCUGGGUGGUCUACCUGGAGGUGGUGGGUGAGUGGAAAUUCAGCAGGAUUCACUGUGACAUCUUUGUCACUCUGGACGUCAUGAUGUGCACAGCAAGCAUCCUGAACCUGUGUGCCAUCAGCAUCGACAGGUACACGGCUGUGGCCAUGCCCAUGCUCUACAACACGCGCUACAGCUCGAAGCGCCGAGUCACCGUCAUGAUCACCAUCGUCUGGGUCCUGUCCUUCACCAUCUCCUGCCCUCUGCUCUUCGGACUCAAUAACACAGAACAAAGCGAGUGCAUCAUCGCCAACCCCGCCUUCGUGGUCUACUCCUCCGUAGUCUCCUUUUACGCGCCCUUCAUCGUCACACUGCUGGUCUAUAUCAAGAUCUACAUGGUCCUUCGGAGGCGCCGAAAGCGGGUCAACACCAAGCGCAGCAGCCGGGCUUUCAGGGCCAACCUGAAGACCCCACUCAAGGGCAGCUGCACUCACCCCGAAGAUGUGAGACUCUGCACCGUUAUCAUGAAGUCUAAUGGCAGUUUCCCAGUGAACAGGCGGAGACUGGAGGCGGCCCGCCGAGCUCAGGAGCUAGAGAUGGAGAUGCUCUCCAGCACCAGCCCCCCUGAGAGGACCCGGUACAGCCCCAUCCCGCCCAGCCACCACCAGUUGACCCUCCCCGACCCAUCCCACCACGGCCUCCACAGCUCUCCCGACAGCCCCGCCAAACCAGAGAAGAAUGGGCAUGCCAAAGACCACCCCAAGAUUGCCAAGAUCUUUGAGAUCCAGUCCAUGCCCAAUGGCAAAACUCGGACCUCGCUCAAGACCCUGAGCCGCAGGAAGCUGUCCCAGCAGAAGGAGAAGAAAGCCACCCAGAUGCUUGCCAUUGUUCUUGGCGUGUUCAUCAUCUGCUGGCUGCCCUUCUUCAUCACACACAUCCUGAACAUUCACUGUGACUGCAACAUCCCGCCUGUCCUGUACAGCGCCUUCACGUGGCUGGGCUACGUCAACAGCGCUGUGAACCCCGUCAUCUACACGACCUUCAACAUCGAGUUCCGUAAAGCCUUCAUGAAGAUCCUCCAUUGCUGACGCUGCUGCCCACCCUCCCCACAUCCUGCUGCCCACCUCCUGCCCAGGCCAGCCCGGCCUCCGUGCCUGGGAGCCAGGGGCAGGAGGACGCUGGGUGGGCUUGGCCUUCUCUUCCCCCGGCAGGCCCUGCAGUGUUAGCUUGGCGCCACGCCCCUCACGGCUGCACACCCUCACUCUGCCAGGGUUGUGUAGAAAACCAGGCAUGGUGCCAGCCCUCGGGCUGGACCCCAUGGCUCGGGAGCAGCUCAGAGUCCCUCUUCCACUUCCCGCCCUCCUCUCCUUGGCACCAAAGACACAGCCGCCUUCUCUGAACUUUUUCUGGGGCUCUGGAGUUGCUGGGGCCAGAGUCUUGGCUCAGAGUCUGCGCCCUCUGUUGGGCUCAGCCUGGCCUUCACAGGUUUUGCUGGAUCGGGCGGUGGGGGGAGAUGGAGUUCACAGCCCACAAGGCCCACUCCAGGAAAGCCAGAUGUCUUGCCAAGGGCCCAGGUAACUUCAGUCUGGGGAGACCCAUGUACAUACCAGACCACAAGAUGAACCCCAGGGAAGUCCAAGCCAAAAAUCUCCACUCCUUCUCCCACCUGACAGCCUCUAUUUCCCAUAGCAGUGGGGCCUUCCCCGCCUCACUGCUCCACACUCCCUGAGGGGAGGCCCCCGGAGGGCUGUGGGGAGAGGGACCCCACCCCUAAGUCUACUCUGCUGCCUCGUGAUGGACUCAGGUGCACCCCUUCUCUUAGCAAAUGUCAGGCCAGCCUGGGGGCAGCUGGGGAAGGUGGCUCGUGACUAUGUCUGGGGCUGGGGUUGGGGUCCCUGAAGUUCUUUGAGGGGCUGUCUCCUGCCACACUAUGCCGCAAAACCACUUUCCUUUUCUCUUCCUCUUGCCUCUUCUCUUUCCCCUGCCCUUCCUUUUCCACUGCCUCCGCCUUAGAGGAGCCUAUGGUUAAGAGGGGCUGAAUCCCACCUGGCCUGCCAGGCCCUGCCCUGAGGGAGGGGGGGAGCUGCAGCGUGAGGGAGCCCCUGGGUCCCAGACUCUGUAACAUCACUACACACGCUCCAAACUAAUAAAACGUUGACAAGAGUCACAUCCGAGGCGCCUCGGGUGCAAGGGCGCAGUGCCACCUUCGUCCUCCACAUCAGGGGUAGAAAAUCCCUGUGUCUGUGCUGGGGAUAGAGUUGGAGAGGCCUUCUGCAGACCCCCCACAAAAGAGCCAUCAGGGUGGCAGGACUUUGGGGAAAAGGAGGACAGAACCUGCUCCAGGAGGACCAAGGAGAAGAUGUGUGUGCCUCUGUGUCUCUCCCCUGCGCCAUCCUCUGUCCUCUCCUCCAGAGCUGCCAGGAGCCUUCUCAGUCCUGCCAUUGGGUGGCCCUGACCCUCAACUGUCAACCAAGAUGGGAGGGGAGAACAUUUCCAAAGGGAACCCGCGCAUCCACAGAGCUCCCCAAUCGCUAAAGCAGCAGGGGCCCGCCAGAGGGAAGCCAAGCUGUCCCUCUUCCACCUGCUCUUCUCCAGGUGCUGGUACCUCCGAAGGACCAAUGCUUAGCCCUCUUGCCCACUAGGGCAGAGAAGGCUCCAUGGACAAGGUGGCGUGUGAGGUGCCAGCUGUGCUGCGUUUGCGCCUGCCCCCCGCCCUGUCUUCUGCAUCAUGUCAGGACCCCUUCCUCUGGGAAAGGUGGGGGAGGCAGGGAGCGACGUGGCCCCCCUCCCUGCUCCUGGCCUCCAGGCCAGUCACAGCUCCAAGCCUUCUGCGGCCACAACUUGGUACCACAACUUGGACCCAACAAUAGAACUUUGGCUUUUUAAAAGUGAAAUAGAAAUCAACCCAGUGAAGGAGGAAUAUUCUUACCACCUUGAGAAUAACAGCAGUGAUGACAAACAAGGUGCCAGCACCCACGGGCUUAGGCUCUAGGGAGCUGUCAGGGCAUAAUUUGCAUACUAAAUACAGUAUUUUUAGCACCAAAGUUGGGAGCACUUAACUUGCCCUGAACACUUAAUUAUGGACUUUGGUCUUCUCCCUGAACCUGAAUGUAGCCCUGAGCCCUGGACAGGCUUCUGACCCCAGGAGCACCCGGAUUCUAGGAGGUGGGCAAAAUAGCCCCCUCCCCUAGCUCAGGGGGUCAAUAACCCAGUGUCUACCUCCUGGAGAAGACACCAGGCCCCCAAGGGAGCUAGAAACCCCAGGGACCUCUCAGCUGCUGGUACACAUGCCAUAGCCAACGUGCGUGCACACAUGUACACACACAGCACACGCACACUCAUACACACACACCACACAGUCUAUAGAAGAUCUUGACCUGGAUGGGACCUUGAAAUUUCAUCUCGUCAUCAGAAAUCUUAUGAGGUCACACAGGUUUAUCGGGUGGGGGAUUGGACGAGAUGACAAAG